AUGGCUAUGGAAAUUCAGCAGUUGAGACAGAUGAUCUCAAGCGUACUCGGGGUAUUUCAACCCAUACCAGAAGAUCCAACAAGUCACAGGAUCUUAAGAUUUGCUCAUGCGAUAGCUGAUACCAAAGUUCCUAAGCGCUUCCAGACUCCUAGCAUGAAACCUUACGAUGGAACUAUGCAUCCUGAAGAGCAUGUAGCACAAUACCGAGAAAGGAUGGAGAUCAUUCCCAUACCAUUGCACUUGAAAACCUUCGAGAAGAUCACCAGUGAUCUCUAUCGGGUGGUUCAGGAUCCUAAGGAACGACUUACGGAUUUUGUUAAUAGGUUUGGCAGGGAAGCUCUGAGCAUCCCCAAAAUUAACAUGGAGACUAUUGUGGAGACCUUCAAGAUGGGUCUAAGGAAGGAUUCAACCUUCUAUGAAGAUCUCGUGAUGACUCCAUGCAAGAUAUUGGACGAAGUUAGGUGUCGAGCAUUGAGGUUCAUAAGGAUUGAAGAGGAUAAAGAAGUCCAUAUGGGGAGCAACCCUUCAAGUCAAUACGAUAAUCCCAAUAGGAAGGUCGAAUCCUCAACUCCAAGAUCCUACAAAGCGAAGCCCUAUUCCAAACCAAAUCAUCACAGGUUUAAUUCCCUCGAAGAUGAAGUAGAGGAAGAGGAACCUCCUAAGAUCACUGACUAUUGUUUUUCUGUGGAUGUUUCAAUUUUAAUCUAUGCUAUGCAGGAUCUCGGAGACAAAGCAAGAUGUCCGAAGAAGGAUAACAAGUCCACCAGGUUUAAAGACAAGUCCAAAUGGUGUGCUUACCAUGAAGAUUUCGGUCACAUAACGGAGGAUUGCAUAACCCUAAGAAAGGAGAUCAGUUACCUCCUUAGCAAAGGACAUCUUAAAGAGAUCCUCGAAAGAAAGAAAGAAAAGUCCAAGGAGAACAACUAG
Molecule: messenger RNA, 927 nt
Organism: Lactuca sativa (garden lettuce)
Lineage: Eukaryota; Viridiplantae; Streptophyta; Magnoliopsida; Asterales; Asteraceae
Source: RefSeq, a predicted model, not a curated record